Laccaria bicolor S238N-H82 is the source of this 2513-nucleotide messenger RNA. RefSeq lists its product as uncharacterized. NCBI's taxonomy places the organism in Eukaryota, Fungi, Basidiomycota, Agaricomycetes, Agaricales, Hydnangiaceae. The record is from RefSeq and is a predicted model, not a curated record. Gene Ontology annotation, molecular function: osmosensor activity. The transcript is spliced from 3 exons. Gene Ontology annotation, biological process: fungal-type cell wall organization; hyperosmotic response; signal transduction involved in filamentous growth. Gene Ontology annotation, cellular component: plasma membrane; site of polarized growth; cell surface. The coding region runs from base 1641 to 2243 and encodes 200 amino acids.
CGAGCCAUUCGGCCCCUGCGGGCUCUCAUGCGAGAAGAGCGCUUAGACUGCGCGAUGUUGUGGGUGGUGCUGUCGAUGCGGUUGGUGGUGUGGUAGAUGCUGUUGUCGGUGGUGGGAGUUCGACGUCUCCGAGCUCUACACCGGACGCUGGGUCCGCAGCACCAUCGGGCUCCUCCGCUACAUCAUCGGGCGACCCUAGCGCAAUCACACCAGCUCCGAAUGCGACUCCCGAUGGUAAUGGAGGCGUGCUUUCGAGCGUGGUUUCCGGUGCUGGCAGCGUUCUCAGCGAUGCUGGGAGUGUCGUUAGUGGCGUCGGUAGUGCGGUCUCCAGUGCUGCGUCGGAUGUAAACAGCGCUGCUAGCAGCGCAGUCUCCGCCGUCACCAGUCUGCUUCCGCCCACAUCCGUUGAUACGAGCUUGACAAGUUCGACUCCUGAUGCCGGGUCGUCGAGCGCAAGUUCAACGUCCGACACGGCAACAUCUUCUGCCCCAACAUCUGACGCGGCAACAUCCUCUACUUUAACAUCUGACACGCCGACGUCCGUUCCACCAACCUCUACCUCUGCAUCCUCCUCGGGGGACAUACUCAGUAGUGUCCUUGGUAUCACUAGCGUCCUCGCUCCACCCACUACUACCUCUUCUGCACCACCAGACACCGUAGCCUCUACUUCUGCAUCCUCCGCGGGGGACAUACUCAGUAGUAUCAUCACUAGUGUCCUCCCUCCACCCACCACUACCUCUUCUGCACCACCAGACACCAUAACCGCUAUCCCCUCUUCGGCACCUCCCGCCACCACCACCACGGACGGUAAUGUUCUCAGCAGCAUCGUUUCUCAGGUCAGCAGCGCUCUCAGCAGCAUCGUUUCCCAGGCCACAAGCAUCCUGCCACCAGUGUCAACGGAUCUGCCGUCCUCGAUACCCACUUCUGUUCCACCUAUCACUUCCGAUGUCCCGCCCAUCACUUCUGAAGUGCCAUCAUCCAUACCCUCUUCUGUUCCGCCCCUUUCGGACGCGCCUUCCAGCGCUCCUUCAGGGUUACCAUCUUCGGUCGUCUCUGACCUUUCUAGCGUCGCCAGCUCUGUGCAGCCUUCGAUUGUGUUCCCCACUAGCAUCGUCAGUUCCACUGCCAGCGAUUCUGCUGUCCCGACCAGCGUCGACUCUGAUUCUGCAUCCUCAGCUGCCUCCGCUAGCACCACCAUCUCCGUGGCUGCUGAAUUCUCAUUCAUUCUUACUGAAUCGUCUCUUGCCUUCACCUCUAUUGCCACACCGACGUCCCAGCCAACGCUCACUGAUCCCGAUCAGGCGACGACCACCGUCAAUCCAACGAUCGCAGCGGCAGCUACGACGUUGACCGUAGCCCCCCUCCCCACAGGCAUUCCUGCUCGGAUUUACCCGCAGGACCAGCUCAACUCCGAAACUGAUCUACAAGGCUAUACGUUGAUCAGCAUUCUGUUUAAUCAAGAGUUGAACUGGCCGUUCGUUGUUAACAAUCAGGUUUCUUCCAGUCAGAUCUUUGCAUACGUUCCUGUGAUUAUCUCAACUGCACUAGGCAUCCCUGCGAACCAAGUCAAAACGUGGGCCUUGCAGGUCUACGUGCCCACCACCUACCAAACCGCCGCUGACCAAUCUGUUCUUGGCACCAUGUGGCUAGGCUACAUCCCCUCCGACAUGGUCGACACCCUCGCGGCCGAAAUUAAAGCUAAACAAUCGGCGUUCUAUACGGCAGUACCUGACACCGUCGCACAGGCCCUAGCAGCGCACGUUAACACCGGGUUCUCCAUCACCUCCGUCCCAGAUCCCAACCUCUCACCUAGCUCGUCCUCCUCGUCUUCAGGCGCUGGGGCGGUUGGAUCCGCGUCGACCGAGGGCAAGGCGAGGCAAGAUGCGAUUAUAGGUGUGGUCAGCGCCCUUGGGGCCAUUGCUGUUCUGGUGCUCGUGUUCCUUGUGUAUCGGUCGAUGAAACGCCGCAAGCAGCUUGCGCAUCGGAGGUUGUCGGAUCCCCCUGAUGCGGUUGUUGAAGGCUCUAGGCCGGAGGGGAGGGAGUUUGAUCAGGAUAGUGUUGGGGGUGCGAGGAGACGGAGCUUUUAUUAUGCUGAGGAUUCAUUGAGGGGGUAUGCGGAGAGGAAUGAGGAUGCUGUUGGUCCUUCUGCUGCUUCUGCGAACCCGCAGAUAACGCAGAGGAGGAACGUGAUUCCUGCUGCGAUUUCGGCGCCGAUUUUGAGGGAGAGCAGUAUGAAUUGGUAGUUCGUUGGUAGGUUUUUUAUUAUUUCUUCUUCUUCUUACCCUUACGAGCGAGCUCGGGUUGUUGUUCUUUCUUUUCCUUCUUUUUCUUGACUUUUUGCAAUUUUUUUUGCAUACGACGAUCUAUGUUGCUGUUGCUGUGGACCUUUUGCUGGGUCGCUCCCCCCCGCUUUUCUUUUGCGAUGGCAUUCAUGACCUACCUCCUCCCAUGUCAUUUGCAGUAGUUUUUUAUUCUAUUUAUUCGAAUAUAUACCUUGCUUCAUUAAUCCCCUU